UGGAUGAUUUUUAUUACCCAUUUGUAGCGUUGGGGGUGAUUGGUAACGCGCGAAGAGAUUAUGAUUAAAGAAAGAGAGGUAGAGAUGUGCUUUGCGAUUUUGUUGAGAUUUCUUUAUUCUUUUUAGUUUUAGACCGUAUCGUUCCUUUACUGUUUCGGUGUUUCCUCUUGGGGUUUUUGGUCCUUCGCUUUUGUUUUUUUUUGUUUUUGGAUUGUCCCUGGAUGUUUGCUGCUUUCCUAAUUUUGUUUCGUAUUUUAACAUCGUUUUAACCAUGUGGGUCGUUGAUCUCUCCUUAGUCUCAGCGUUUGCAAGUAAGUGUUCAAUGCUUUUUCGCUGUAUCUGAAUGCAAGAAAGAAGCUUGUCCACCCCCACCCCCCUCCUUUUUUUACUCCACCAUAAUCAACUGGGUUUGGAUUCGGAGAGAGGCGAAAUAAAUAAAUUAUGAGAUUUUCAGCAAAUGGGGUGUUUUAGGCAUUAGUUCUUUUUUCAAUUUGUUUCUGGGGUGGUCUGGCAUGCAUACAUGAUGUUCCAUGCUCAGGGCCCUUCAAGAAAUCAGUGUAGUCUGCUAGCAGUUCUCUGCGGAAAAGGCUCUGAUAAUAAACGGAAUCAGAAGCCGGUGGUUUCCCAAAAUCAACCCAGAUACCCGUUUCCGGAGCUCACUUCAUUUGGGCGUGUCGAGGUUCAAGUUCUGACCAAUCCGAGUACUCAUGAGUUCCAGCAAGUUCUUGAAUCAUCAGAACCCAAUUUUGUUUAUCUGCAAGGAGAGCAACUUGCCUGCAGUGAAGAAAUUGGGUCUCUGGUAUGGGAAGAUGUUGAUUUGUCCACUGCAGAAACCUUGUGCGGACUGCUUGGUUCCACAUUGCCGACCGUUGUUUAUUUAGAAAUCCCCAAUGGUGAAAAAUUGGCAGAGGCACUUCAUUCUAAGGGAGUUCCUUACAUUAUAUACUGGAAAGAUACAUUUUCUUGUUAUGCGGCGUGUCAUUUCCGUCACUCACUUUUGUCAGUGGUACAAAGUUCAUGCAGCCAUACAUGGGAUGCAUUCCAGCUUGCUCUUGCAUCUUUUAGGCUGUAUUGUGUACGUGACAGCAAUGUCUCACCUUGUAAUAGCCAAAAGGCUAGUGGUAAGCUGGGACCAUGCUUGCUUGGGGACCCUCCUAAGAUUGAUGUUGCUCCAGCCGAGUUAGAUGUGCAGGAAGAAGAAAGCUCUUCUGGGACUCUACCUGCUAUAAAGAUAUAUGAUCAUGAUGUGAUCAUGAGGUUUCUUGUUUGUGGAGUUCCAUGCCCACUAGAUGCGUGCUUAUUAGGAUCUUUGGAGGAUGGACUUAAUGCUCUCUUGAGCAUAGAAAUACGUGGGAGUAAACUUCAUAAUAAGGCAAGUGCACCACCUCCGCCUCUACAGGCAGGGAUGUUUUCUCGUGGUGUUGUGACCAUGCGAUGUGAUUUAUCAACCUGCAGUUCUGCUAACAUAUCACUUUUAGUGUCUGGUAGUGCGCAGACUUGUUUUAAUGAUCAGAUUUUGGAGAAUCAUAUAAAGAAUGAACUCAUUGAGAAAAGUCAGCUAGUCCGUGCAUUGCCCAGCUGCGAUGAAACCAAAUUGCCGUUUUCUGAGCCACGGAAGUCUGCCUCAAUAGCCUGUGGUGCAAGUGUUUUUGAAGUUUGCCUGAAGGUUCCCACGUGGGCUUCACAGGUUUUGAGGCAGCUGGCACCAGAUGUAUCUUACCGCAGCUUAGUUGUGCUUGGAAUAGCCAGCACUGAGGGCUUGUCAGUGGCUUCUUUUGAAAAAGAUGAUGCUGAACGCCUUCUUUUCUUUUGUACAAGGCAGGGCAAAGAACAUCAUCCAAACAAUUCUUUUCCUGCUGUGUCUCCCAGCUGUUUGAUGCCUCCUGCGCCUAGUAGAAAGAGAUCUGAGCCAUGUCGAAAAACAAAACCUGUCACCUUUAGUGGCCCGAAAUGGGAAAAUGAACGUAGUGAUAGACAGAAACCAAGUGUUGCAGCAAUGAGGCCAAUCCCUCAGAGUCAUCGUCAUAAGAUACUACCUUUUUCUAGAUUUUCUGAGCCAGAAAGAUAUGAUGGAGAUCAAGGAGAAGCUCAUUUUCCAGUUGCCCCUGCAAAGCAUACUAUUGUUGGCCCUACUGUCACACACAGGAAACGGUUGUCAAGCUCUUUUCAGGCCCAGCAGAUUAUUUCUUUAAAUCCGCUACCCUUGAAGAAACAUGGCUGUGGCAGAGCCCCCAUUCAUGUAUGCUCAGAGGAGGAAUUCCUAAGGGACGUAAUGCAGUUUCUGACCCUCCGUGGACAUACUCGUCUCAUUCCUCAAGGUGGGUUAGCUGAGUUCCCUGAUGCCAUUCUCAAUGCAAAGCGCCUUGACCUUUUCAACUUGUAUAGAGAGGUGGUCUCACGAGGAGGCUUUCAUGUUGGGAAUGGCAUCAAUUGGAAAGGACAGGUUUUCUCAAAGAUGCGUAAUCACACGCUGACCAAUAGAAUGACUGGUGUGGGGAAUACACUAAAAAGGCAUUACGAAACUUAUCUUCUAGAAUAUGAAUUCGCACACGAUGAUGUAGAUGGAGAAUUCUGCUUGUUGUGUCACAGUAGUGCAGGUGGUGAUUGGGUGAACUGUGGGAAAUGCGGUGAGUGGGCUCACUUCGGUUGUGAUCGGAGGCAGGGGCUUGGUGCUUUUAAGGACUAUGCUAAAACAGAUGGGUUGGAGUACAUUUGUCCACAUUGCAGCAUCGCAAAUUUCAGUAAGAAAUCUCAGAAAACCACUAAUGGAUAUUAAUGAGUAUAUUGACCUACGAUCUGUCGCAAAUUCCAAGAAGAAACGGAAUCCCUGGAAACAGCCAGGGAUAUUGAUGAGCCUUAUCCCACAACCUCAACCUGGAGCCCGUUCCUCUCGCUCUUUCUGUGCUAGAAACUCUCUCUCAUUCCUCCCACCAAAAUGGGAUUUAUAUUGUAGAGUCAGAGUUUACUAAAUUAUUUCAAUGAGGCAGUUUUAUAGCUUUAUAAUAUUGAAACUGUCCAAUAAUUUCCCCCUCGAAUUGGAUUUGUAUACUGCAAUCAAAUGCGGCUGUUUAUCACAUUUGGGAUUUAAUUUUU
Molecule: messenger RNA, 3093 nt
Organism: Corylus avellana
Lineage: Eukaryota; Viridiplantae; Streptophyta; Magnoliopsida; Fagales; Betulaceae
Product: ARID/BRIGHT DNA-binding domain-containing protein
Molecular function (GO): DNA binding
Source: RefSeq, a predicted model, not a curated record